AUUCCUUAUAUAUUUGACAAAACGUUACAAAUUAGCUUUUGUUUACGCGCUCUCCGAUACACUAGAUGGCGCGCUCGAUCCGUCAACAGCACCGCAUUCGCCGCAGAAGAAGACAUACUGCAUGAGCAAUACAUCUGGAGUGAGUGUAAUACUAGCUGUUAUGUGAGUUUGUAGCGUGUCGGGCAGCCGUUUUCAUGAGAGGCCACUGAGGAGAGCAGUAUGUCGGGGCAUUUUGAGGAGAGGAGCGGCGUGAUCCCGUGUCAAACAGCAUGGGGCUCGUGGUACCAGACUAUAGAAGAGGUUUUCAUCGAAGUCAGUGUUGCUCCCGGAACUUCCGCCAAAGAGAUCAAGUGCAGCAUCCGGAGCAAACACAUCGAGCUGCGCGUGAAAGACCAGCAGAUCUUCAAGGGGAAGCUGUUUGGACCCACAGUCGGCGAUGAAGCGACGUGGACGUUAGAGGACAGAAAGUUGAUCCGGAUCGUCCUGAUGAAGUCGAACCGGGAGGCUGGGAACUGCUGGCGGUCUCUGCUGGAGGGCGAGUACGCGGCGGAUCCGUGGGUUCAGGAUCAGAUGCAGAGGAAGCUGACGCUCGAGAGGUUUCAGAGAGAUAAGCAGAACGGCAUAAUAAAAGAAAAGAAAAACAAAAACAUCUCGUUUCAUCGCCUUGGGUAG
This is a messenger RNA of Sinocyclocheilus anshuiensis, 672 nucleotides long. RefSeq names its product NudC domain containing 2 (gene nudcd2). Bases 220 to 672 code for a protein of 150 amino acids. Gene Ontology annotation, biological process: protein folding. NCBI's taxonomy places the organism in Eukaryota, Metazoa, Chordata, Actinopteri, Cypriniformes, Cyprinidae. The record is from RefSeq and is a predicted model, not a curated record. Gene Ontology annotation, cellular component: cytoplasm. The transcript is spliced from 3 exons.